Molecule: messenger RNA, 777 nt
Organism: Aspergillus chevalieri
Lineage: Eukaryota; Fungi; Ascomycota; Eurotiomycetes; Eurotiales; Aspergillaceae
Exons: 2
Coding region: 1-777 (258 amino acids)
Source: RefSeq, a predicted model, not a curated record
AUGCCAGGAAAGGUAGUUCUCUGCACCGGAGCCAACCAGGGCUUAGGCUUCGCCGUUCUCCAGGUUGCUGGCCUGCGCCACCCGACGAACACCUAUAUCCUUUGCAGCCGCGAUCUUGACGCCGGCCAACAGGCCGUUCAGAAGCUCAAAGACCUCGGUGUAAUCGCCCAGAUCGAUCUUGUCAAGCUCGAUGUCACCAACGACCAACAUAUCUCUGCGGCCGUCGAGCAUGUCACCGAGACAUAUGGAAAAUUGGACGCCCUAAUCAAUAACGCCGGCAUAAUCCGUCUGCCCUCCAACGACGACAUCUCAGCAGCUCGUGCCGCAUACAACGAACUCUUCAAUGUCAACAUAACCUCCGUCGCACUACUUACGACCGCCUUCACGCCUCUCCUCUACAAAUCACCAAACCCCAAAGUAAUCAACAUCUCCUCCGGCCUGGGCAGUAUCCAGAACGCCCCGACCAAAAAGAAGGUGCGGGUCCCGUCGUACAGCACGAGUAAGACCGCGGUGAACGGUCUUACAGUGCAUAUGCAGGUUGCUGAGAAUGAUCGGGUUGAGGGUGAGGCGGCGAGUAGUGGGGAACCGAGGAUUCGGUAUUAUGCGUGUGCUCCUGGUCUCCUCAGGGCUGCUUUUAGCGGUUUCUGGGGGAAUGGGAGGGAUCCGGAGGAGGGGGCUGAGGUUGUUGUUCGGCUUCUUGCGGAUGAUACGGGGGAGUAUGAAGGAGGGACGUAUUGGGAGUUUGUGGAUGAUGAGAUGAAGGUUGUUCCGUGGUAG